AUGGUGGAAAAUUCCUAUGAAUGUAAUAAAAACAAAACCUUUUGUCAUCAUUCACCCCUUAAGCAACAGGAGCAGUCUUCUACUGGAGAGAAACAUGAAUGUAAUCACUGUGGAAAAGCCUUCAAAAGGACUUCUAAUCUGAUUUUGCACAAAAGAAGUCACAUGGGCGAGAAGCAGUAUGAAUGUAAAGAAUGUGGGAAAUUCUUCACUGAUUCCUCAACUCUAAAGAGACAUGUAAGAACUCACACUGGUGAGAAACCCUAUGAAUGUCAUCAGUGUGGGAAAGCUUUCAGUCAAAAAACAUCUCUUAAGGCCCACGUGAGAACUCACACUGGAGAAAAACCUUAUGAGUGUAAUCAUUGUGGAAAGUCUUUUGGAACAAGUUCAUACCUUAUAGUGCACAAGAGAAUACACACUGGGGAGAGACUCUAUGAAUGCAGUGACUGUGGAAAAGCCUUUAAUACAAGUUCUCAUCUUAAAGUUCACAAGAAAAUACACACUGGAGAAAAUCUUUAUGAGUGCAAUGACUGUGGGAAAGUUUUUAGUGGUCUCUCUUCCCUUAGAAUGCAUGUGAGAACUCACACUGGAGAGAAACCCUAUGAAUGUAAGGAAUGUAGGAAAACCUUCAGUGUUUCUUCUUCCCUUAGGAGACAUGUGAGAACUCACACAGGAGAGAAACCCUAUGAAUGUAUUCAGUGUGGAAAAGCCUUCAGUCAGAGUUCUUCACUUAUUAUACACAAGAAAAUUCAUACUGGGAGAGAAUCCCUUUUUCCAUUCCUAGCGCUGAAGGAACCAUCUUGUGACUAUGAGAAUGACAACUAUGGCCUAAGGAUGGAAUAGAAUAAAGAUCCUGGUUCCUCAAAGACAUCUUUAAAUAGUUGUACCAGCACUGCACUGUUAUAUCUGGACAUCUUUUUAUGUGGGAAAAAUAAGCUUAUUGAUUUUCUUAAUAGCAGUAUAUGAGAUACAGUAAUGUCAUUUAAAAAAAUAAAAGACUGCAGAUCCAAACGCAUGUAGAGUUGAAUAUUUUAUGUUCGAUAUACAAAUGUAGUCUUUGU
Molecule: messenger RNA, 1058 nt
Organism: Pteronotus mesoamericanus
Lineage: Eukaryota; Metazoa; Chordata; Mammalia; Chiroptera; Mormoopidae
Gene: ZNF891
Product: zinc finger protein 891
Exons: 2
Coding region: 1-840 (279 amino acids)
Biological process (GO): regulation of transcription by RNA polymerase II
Molecular function (GO): RNA polymerase II cis-regulatory region sequence-specific DNA binding; DNA-binding transcription factor activity, RNA polymerase II-specific
Source: RefSeq, a predicted model, not a curated record